AUGGCAUCGAAGAAAAUAAACCCAAUGAGAGAGAUAAGCAUUAAGAAACUUUCCAUCCACAUUUGUGCACGGGAAAGCGGAGCGAAGCUUGACAGGGCAGCAAAGGUUCUCGAGCAGUUGACUGGACAGAAGCCCGUGGCCUCGAAGGCAAGAAUGACCAUCAGGAACUUCGGAAUUAGGAGAAACGAGAAGAUUGCUGUCCAUGUCAAUGUAUCUGGGAAGAAGGCUUACGAGCUUCUCAACACAGCAUUGAAGGUCAAGGAAUACGAACUUAAGGAGAGUUGCUUCAGCAAUAACGGAUGCUUUGGAUUUGGAAUUGAAGAGCACAUUGACCUUGGUCUGAAGUAUGAUCCAAACAUCGGAAUCUUCGGAAUGGACUUCUUUGUAGUUCUUUCAAGACCAGGAGAUAGGGUAUCGAAAAGGAGAAGAUGCAGAUCAAAGGUUGGAAAUAAGCAGAGGGUCUAUGCAGAAGAUGCCAAGAAGUGGUUUGUUGAGAACUUCGAGGGCAUUCUAGUUGAAUAA
This is a messenger RNA of Encephalitozoon intestinalis ATCC 50506, 522 nucleotides long. RefSeq names its product 60S ribosomal protein L11. The coding region runs from base 1 to 522 and encodes 173 amino acids. Gene Ontology annotation, cellular component: cytosolic large ribosomal subunit; ribosome. Gene Ontology annotation, biological process: translation. Lineage: Eukaryota; Fungi; Microsporidia; Unikaryonidae. Gene Ontology annotation, molecular function: structural constituent of ribosome; RNA binding. The record is from RefSeq and is a predicted model, not a curated record. The transcript is spliced from 2 exons.